AUGACAAAAGAAUUAAUAAAUGAAGUUAAUAACAUAAAACAACAAAUAGAAUUAUUAAAAAAAGAAAUGAAAGACCAAUCAUUAAUUACAAGACAAAUGUUAUGGUUUGGUGAUUAUAGUUUUUAUAGUGAACAUUUAGUAUUUGAUAAGACAACUCUUACUAUCAGUUGUCCAAAAAAUGUAAAAGUAUCUUAUUGUAAUAUUAUUUUAUAUAUCCCAAUUAAAAAAUUCACUGUUCGAGUAUUAAAUGGUAAUGUAUGUAUUGGAUUUGUAACUGUUAAAGAACCAAUUGAUUUAAAUAGAGCAGUAAAACCAUCAUUAUUACAUGUAUUAUAUUAUGAUGGAGUAUAUAUGGGAGAUGAUAGGUCUCUUCAAAGAUCAUCAUUCGGUUUACAAGAUGGAGUUAUCACUGUUAGUUAUAAUGAAAAAACUAAAUUCAUUACUUUUCAAUGUAAUGAUGUUGAAGAAAAAGGAUUUAAAGGAGUUGAAGAAAAUAAUUUAUAUCCACUUCUUUCAUUUAAACCAGACACUGUAGUACAAGUAUUAUAA
This is a messenger RNA of Entamoeba histolytica HM-1:IMSS, 549 nucleotides long. RefSeq lists its product as uncharacterized. The record is from RefSeq and is a predicted model, not a curated record. The transcript has a single exon. The coding region runs from base 1 to 549 and encodes 182 amino acids. NCBI's taxonomy places the organism in Eukaryota, Evosea, Mastigamoebida, Endamoebidae.